Molecule: messenger RNA, 1515 nt
Organism: Fonsecaea nubica
Lineage: Eukaryota; Fungi; Ascomycota; Eurotiomycetes; Chaetothyriales; Herpotrichiellaceae
Exons: 4
Coding region: 1-1515 (504 amino acids)
Molecular function (GO): monooxygenase activity; oxidoreductase activity, acting on paired donors, with incorporation or reduction of molecular oxygen; iron ion binding
Source: RefSeq, a predicted model, not a curated record
AUGGCUGUCAUGUCGGAUGCGGCCCCUGCCAUCCUACUCGCAUUGGCUGGCUUGGGCGGCCUUGCAACUCUGGUUAUCUAUCGCUUGUUCUUUCAUCCCCUCUCAAAGAUUCCCGGGCCGAAGGCUGCAGCGAUCUCCCGGCUCUAUGACUUCUAUUAUGACUGCAUCCAGGGAGGAAAAUUUGUAUUCAAGAUCGAAGACCUUCAUAAACAAUAUGGACCCAUUGUACGGGUAGGACCCAACGAAGUCCAUAUCCAUGACCCCGACUUUUUCGACGAGUUCUACAACGUUACCAGCCGUCUAGAUAAAGACCCCUGGUACUAUGCUUUUAUUGGGUCCAAAGAUGCCGGCUUUGGUACCUCCAAUGUCGACCUCCAUCGUGCCAGGCGAAAGGCAAUGAGCCGAUUCUUUGCAAGUUCGGCCAUCUCCAACCUGGAAUCGUCGUCGCGAGAAAAGGUGUCGAAGCUUUGCCAGCGACUGAGGAAUAUGCGCGAUGAGGGAAAGCCCGUCAAUCUUUCCAAUGCUUUUCGUUGUCUCGCUGCCGACUCCGUCACCAAUUAUUGUAUGCCAAAGGCCUUUAAUCUGCUUGAUUCCAUUGACUUUGCCGAUGACUACAACCGCCAGGCGCGUGUCAUCUCCCAUAUUGCCGCGUGGCACCGCCAUAUUCCAAUCAUCAUUCCCAUAUUCAUGCGGAUGCCGAGAUGGCUUGUCGCAGCUACCUCAACGGAAGGUGGGGUGAUGGCCUUCGACUUCCAGACAGACCUGGCGCGACAGGCGGCGGACGCCGUCCAUGCAGAAAAGCGAAGUGACAAGUCGGUUCUGGAUGGCAUUAUCAACUCGGACGCCAUUCCAGAGAGCGACAAGACAGUGGAUAGGAUCACUCAAGAGGCCCGGACAUUGGUUGGGGCCGGUAGUGAGACUACAGGAAAUGCUCUGGAGACCAUUACAUUCCAUAUUCUCGCCAACCCGGACAAGCUUCGGCGACUCAAGGAGGAGUUGGCCAGCGCAGUAGAGGCAUCCAAGGACAAGCGAGACGCUUUGACGGAUUACAGCACGCUGCAACGCCUACCUUACCUCACCGCCGUGAUUAAUGAAGGGCUGCGAAUUGCAUGCAGUGUGUCCGGCCGACUUGCAAGGGUCAAUCAUCGCCAGGCAUAUACCUACGGAUCGUACGUGUUGCCUCCUGGGACAGUCAUCAGCAUGGCAAUUCGAAGCAAUCACACGUUUGAGCAAGUGUAUCCCGAACCAUUGUCCUUCAAACCUGAACGGUGGCUGGUGGAUGGCGAAGAGCUGAAGAGACUGGAGAAGUACUUUGUCCCCUUUGGGCGAGGGGGAAGGAGUUGCAUUGGCAAGGAGCUUGCCAUUAUGAACCUUUAUCUGACCAUUGCGAGUUUCUUUCAUGAGUUCGAUGCCGAGCUUUUUGAGACGACGAGGAAGGAUAUUGAGAUUGAGCACGAUUAUUUCUCUCCAUUUCCUGCAGUGGAUUCGAAGGGUUUGAGGGUCGUACUCAAGUAG